Didymella exigua CBS 183.55 is the source of this 384-nucleotide messenger RNA. RefSeq lists its product as uncharacterized. Bases 1 to 384 code for a protein of 127 amino acids. The record is from RefSeq and is a predicted model, not a curated record. The transcript is spliced from 2 exons. NCBI's taxonomy places the organism in Eukaryota, Fungi, Ascomycota, Dothideomycetes, Pleosporales, Didymellaceae. Gene Ontology annotation, molecular function: serine-type endopeptidase inhibitor activity.
AUGGACAGCCUAGAGACACCCUUCACGAUAGAGCUGAACGGCUCGCCUAUCGAGAUUGUAGGCAACAACGUAGAGGACAAAACACAAGCCAAGUGUGGAUCGGAAGCAGCUGUGUUCACACUUCAGGAUGGCCGCCUACAACACGGUAACUGGGUACUUGGCAGGAAUAGAACAGAGAAUCGAAGCAUGCUGCCAAAAGAAGUGUACUGGUUCAAGUCCGGCGACGAUGUUGACAAGAGAGUCAAGCCAGUCGCGGCGCACAAGGAUGGCGACACUAUCCAGCUGAAGUUUGACGGUUCCCCCUUGAUGUUGGGAGACGAUAAGGUCUUCACAGAUCUUCUUGGAGACGACAAGACCGAAGUCGUGGUGAAAUUGCAGUCAUGA